AAAAUCUAAACUUUAUCUCGAAACUUCCGAUCUCAUUCGCCGGAGUUACCAUCGGAAAAAAGUAUGAACGCCGCUGAAAAUAGCCGGCGCUGGGACCGGCGAGACUCUAGGUUUUCAAAGAAGCAGAAACUCAUACUUAACUCCGAAGAACAGCUCGAAUCCAAGCUAGGAUUCGAUGCUUUCACUGAAGGAGAUAAACGACUCGGCUGGCUUCUAACUCUUGCCUCUUCGUCGUGGGAGGAUCAGGAGACUCGCAAAGUGUACAGUUGUGUUGAUCUUUAUUUUGUUUGUCAGGAUGGUUCAACAUUCAAAGCAAAGUACAAAUUCAGGCCAUAUUUUUACGUGGCAACAAAGGAUAAAAUGGAAAUGGAUGUCGACUCAUAUCUGAGAAGGCGAUAUGAAUCUCAAAUUGCAGAUAUUGAAGUUUUAGAGAAAGAGGAUCUUGAUCUUAAAAACCAUCUGUCUGGCCUACACAGAUCAUACUUAAAGAUAUCAUUUGACACUGUCCAACAGUUGAUGGACGUGAAGCGUGAUCUAACACACAUUGUUGAGAGAAAUCAAACGAAGUUUGAUACUAUAGAAGCAUAUGAAUCUAUACUGACGGGGAAAAGCAAGCAGCGAAGUCAAGAUUUUAUAGAUUAUAUCACUGAUCUACGUGAAUAUGAUGUCCCCUACCAUGUUCGCUUUGCCAUUGACACUGAUGUUAGAUGUGGUCAGUGGUAUGAUGUGAGUGUAUCUAGCUCCGAUGUUAUGUUGGAGAAGAGGACUGAUCUCUUGCAGCGAGCUGAAGUUCAUGUUUGCGCCUUUGAUAUUGAAACCACAAAGCUUCCUCUUAAAUUUCCUGAUGCCGAAUAUGAUUCCAUAAUGAUGAUCUCAUACAUGGUUGAUGGCCAAGGCUAUCUCAUUAUUAACAGAGAGUGUGUUGGGGAAGAUAUUGAGGAUAUAGAGUAUACCCCAAAACCAGAAUAUGAAGGGCAUUUUAAAGUGUCAAAUGUGAAAAAUGAGGAAGGGCUCCUUAGGCACUGGUUCGCGCACAUGCAAGUGGCGAAGCCUGGUAUCUAUGUAACAUAUAACGGUGACUUCUUUGAUUGGCCAUUUGUUGAGACAAGAGCUACUCAUUAUGGCUUGAGCCUGAAGGAUGAGCUUGGGUUUUCCUGUGACAAGAAUCAAGGGGAAUGUCGUGCUAAAUUUGCUUGCCAUCUGGACUGUUUUGCUUGGGUUAAACGUGAUAGUUAUCUUCCUCAAGGAAGCCAAGGUCUGAAGGCUGUAACGAAGGCCAAGUUGGGUUAUGAUCCUCUAGAAGUUAAUCCUGAGGAUAUGGUUCGCUUUGCAAAGGAAAAACCACAGAUGAUGGCUUCAUAUUCUGUUUCAGAUGCUGUUUCAACAUACUACUUGUACAUGACUUACGUUCAUCCCUUCAUUUUCUCCCUUGCAACCAUAAUACCCAUGCCGCCAGAUGAAGUCUUGCGCAAAGGAAGUGGGACUUUGUGUGAAAUGCUUCUUAUGGUUCAGGCUUAUAAGGCAAAUGUUAUCUGUCCAAACAAGCACCAGUCUGAUCCAGAGAAGUUUUAUGGUAGUCAACUCCUUGACAGUGAGACAUACAUUGGUGGUCAUGUGGAAUGCCUAGAAAGUGGUGUAUUCAGAUCUGACAUCCCAACCAGUUUUAAACUCGAUCCCUCUGCCUAUGAGCUAUUGAUCAGCAACCUUGAUAGAGAUCUGCAGUAUUCUAUUGUAGUUGAGGGGAAGAUGGACUUGGAAUCUGUCACAAAUUAUGAUGAAGUGAAGAAUGCCAUCAUGGAAAAGCUAAUGAGCUUACGAGAUGAUCCUUUAAGGGAAGAAUGCCCCCUCAUAUAUCAUCUUGAUGUAGCUGCCAUGUAUCCAAACAUCAUACUUACAAAUAGGCUUCAGCCACCAUCAAUAGUAUCAGAUGAGAUAUGCACUGCAUGCGAUUUUAAUCGUCCUGGCAAAAAGUGUCUCCGGAAGCUUGAAUGGGUUUGGCGUGGUGAAAUGUACAUGGCAAAAAGGAGUGAUUAUUACCACAUAAAGAGACAACUCGAGUCUGAACUUGUUGAAGUAGGAGAUGGUCAACGAUCAAAGUCUUUUCUUGAUUUGCCUAAAGCAGAACAACAAGUAAAGCUCAAGGACCGUUUAAAGAAAUACUGUCAAAAGGCAUAUAAAAGAGUUCUUGAAAAGCCGGUCACAGAAGUUCGAGAAGCAGGGAUCUGCAUGCGAGAAAAUCCUUUUUAUGUUGAUACUGUACGGAGUUUCCGAGAUAGGAGGUAUGAAUACAAAGGGCUCAAUAAAGUUUGGAAAGGUAAGCUGUCUGAAGCAAAGGCUAGUGGAAAUUCCAUAAAGAUUCAAGAAGCACAGGACAUGGUAGUUGUGUAUGAUUCAUUGCAGCUGGCUCAUAAAUGCAUUUUAAACUCCUUUUAUGGUUAUGUCAUGCGCAAGGGUGCAAGAUGGUACUCAAUGGAGAUGGCUGGAGUUGUCACAUAUACAGGUGCAAAAAUCAUUCAGAAUGCUCGAUUGUUGGUUGAAAAAAUUGGAAAGCCCCUCGAAUUAGACACAGAUGGUAUUUGGUGUGCAUUACCAGGCUCUUUCCCUGAGAAUUGUACCUUCAAGACAAAAGAUCCAAAGAAGAAGCUAACAAUCUCUUAUCCUUGUGUAAUGCUGAAUGUUGAUGUGGCAAGAAACAAUACCAAUGAUCAGUACCAGACGCUCAAGGACCCCAUCAAUAAGACGUAUACAAUACACAGUGAAUGCUCAAUUGAGUUUGAAGUGGAUGGACCAUAUAAGGCAAUGAUUCUUCCCGCUUCCAAGGAAGAAGGUAUUCUAAUAAAGAAGCGCUAUGCAGUUUUCAAUGAUGAUGGUACGCUUGCCGAACUUAAAGGUUUUGAAAUUAAACGUAGAGGUGAGCUAAAGCUCAUCAAAGUAUUUCAGGCUGAGCUUUUUGAUAAGUUCCUCCAUGGAUCAACCUUAGAGGAAUGCUAUUCAGCAGUUGCUGCUGUGGCAGAUCGGUGGCUUGACCUGCUUGAUAAUCAAGGCCAAGAUAUUGCAGACAGUGAGUUGCUCGGAUAUAUAUCUGAAUCAAGCACAAUGAGCAAGUCCCUGGCCGAUUAUGGUGAGCAAAAGUCAUGUGCAGUAACUACAGCUAAACGGCUUGCUGAUUUUCUGGGGGAUGCAAUGGUCAAAGAGAAAGGAUUGCUUUGUCAAUAUAUUGUUGCAUGUGAGCCAAAGGGAACCCCAGUAAGCGAACGUGCUAUUCCUGUUGCAAUAUUUGAAACUAAUGCAGAGAUCAUGAGGUUCUAUGUCAAAAAGUGGUGCAAAAUAUCAUCGGAAAUCGGAAUACGCUCCAUUAUUGAUUGGUCUUAUUACAAGCAACGACUUGGUUCAGCAAUCCAAAAGAUUAUCACAAUUCCUGCUGCAAUGCAGAAGGUUUCAAACCCUGUCCCAAGGGUGGUUCAUCCUGAUUGGCUGCAUAAGAAGGUUCGUGAAAAAGAAGACAAAUUUCGCCAACGAAAAUUGAAUGAUAUCUUCAGUUCAGUGAACAAAGAUGACACAGUGGCCAGUAAACAUUCUAAAAAUCAGCAAAAUUUUGAAGACCUGGAAGACUUUAGACACAGUGGUAAAUCGUCUAUAUUUGGUCCAAGGCCUGUUGUUCAUCGUCAUGGAGUCAACAAAGAACAUCUAGUGAACACUAGUGAUCGAUUGGACAGUCAACAGAAAAAUGGUCAUGCUAGCAGUCCAUCCAAGAUGUUACCAUCACAAGAAAUUGCUGAUGUGGAAGAUAUUGACAGGAAUGUAGAUUAUCAUGGAUGGCUACAGCAAAAAAAGAGAAAAUGGAAAGAGAUUCGUGAAGAAAGGAAACGCCAAAGGUUGGAUACGUCGAGGACAGUAAACCAUGUUAGUGGCAGUGCUGACAUGUUUCAUAGCAUGGCAAAUCGCAAACGCCAGGGAAAAACUGGGGUUAAUUCCUACUUUGAGCGACACGAAUUAGCCCUCACACGAAAUCACUGGCAGAUAGUUCAACUUGAACCGACUUCACAACAUGGACAAUUUUUUGCAUGGGUAGUUGUGGAAGGAGUCAUGCACAAAAUUUCAGUAACUAUCCCCAGAGUGUUUUACCUCAACUCCAAAGCUCCUAUAACUGAGGAAUUUCCUGGAAGACGUGUCAACAAGAUUCUUCCUCAUGGACGCCAUAGCUACAAUUUAAUUGAGGUCACUAUUGAUGAGGAUCAAUUCAAGUCAGAAAGCAAAAAGCUAGCAGCUCACCUUGCUGACCCAGAAGUGGAGGGAAUAUAUGAAACAAAGGUUCCAUUAGAGUUCAGUGCUAUUCUUCAGAUGGGUUGUGUUUGUAAAGUUGAUAAAGCAACUAAGAAAAGGAAUCCACAAGAUGGUUGGAGUUUGAGUGAGCUGCAUAUGAAGACAACAACUGAGUGCCCGUAUUUGGAUCAGUCCAUAACUUUCUUCUACUUGUAUCAUAGUGUGUCGGAUGUACGAGCCAUUUAUGUGGGACAUUUUCCUGCGUCCAAGAUGAUACAUGUUGUGGUUGUCAAUCCAUUUCAAAACAAGGAAUUAUCACAAAACGUUCUUGAAAGACAUUUUUAUGAAGCUUGCCAAACAUUGUCUGGGCAGCCUAUCACACAAAAGGAAGGUAUUAGUUUCAAGUUGGAUUAUGUCGGGUACAUCAAGGAUGCUGAGAGGAUUCUACAGAGAGCAGUUAAUGAGCAUAGGCAUCAUGGACCUGCAGUUGCCAUGAUUGAGUGCCCUAAUGCCCAUUUACUGAAGUCUGGCAUACGAGCUUUGGAGGAUUUUCCUUGCAUCAGCAUCCCAUGUAAUGCUCGGGAUAGUCAAUAUCAGGCACUAGGUUGGCAAAAUGUAGCAGCAAAGAUUGGAAUGCAGCGAUGCGCGACAUCCCCCCAGUGGUUAAAUGAAAGGAUCACUCUCUCAAGAUAUGCCCAUGUUCCCAUAGGGAAUUUUGAUGUUGAUUGGCUCAUGCAUACAGCAGAUAUCUUCUUUUCCAGAGCACUUCGUGAUCAGCAACAGGUCUUGUGGAUAUCUGAUAAUGGAAUCCCUGACUUAGGAGGCAUAAAUGAUGAAGUAUCAUCUUUUAUGGAUGAGGUCAAUCAGCCAGUUCUUACUUAUCCUGGUGCAUAUAGAAAAGUUACUGUUGAGCUGAAGAUUCAUCAUCUGGCUGUUGAUGCUCUACUGAAAAGCAACCAAGUAAACGAAAUGGAAGGAGGCACUCUGUUUGGAUUGGACCAGGACUUGAACCCUACGACGGAUUUUACUAAUGAACAGUACUUCUUUGACGCAACAACAUCCUGUGCACCAGCAUUUCGUGUACUUAAGCAGUUGAUUCAAAGGUGCCUUACAGAUGCAGUAACAUCAGGAAACAUAUUUGCUGAUGCAAUGCUGCAACAUUUGUACCGAUGGCUCUGCAGCCCCCGAUCUAGACUGCAUGACCCAGCUCUUCACAGUAUGCUUCACAAGGUUAUGCAAAAGAUGUUUGCAUUGCUUGUGGCUGAACUCCGAAAAUUGGGUGCUGCUAUUGUGUUUGCCAACUUCUCAAAAAUCAUAAUUGACACUGGGAAGUCAGAUAUUUUUGCUGCCAAAGCCUACUGUGAUAAUGUUAUUAAAAAUGUACAAUCAAGAGAAUUGUUUGAGUGGAUUGAACUUGAGCCGUUGCAGUUUUGGCACUCGUUGCUUUUCAUGGAUCAGUACAAUUAUGGUGGAAUUCGAGCUAGACAUAGUGAUGAACCUUUAGAAGUUAACUCAGAACCAGGUGAAGAAAGUGUGUGUGGUGAAUCUCAAGUCGAUAUCGUGUCAAGCUGGAACAUUGCAGAAAAUUUACCGAAGGCAACUCAGGAUCGCUUCAUUUUGAUUGUUUCGGAGUUUAUGUAUGGUCCAUGGAAAUAUGCACAAGAACAAGCUACACAUCGAGUAUCUGCUAGCGAUGGUGAUUUAUGUACACCAUCAAUCACUGCUGCACUUGCUGAAACAUUUGAUUUGCAAAUGGCAGAAGAUCUAAAGAAGAAGAUUGGAACUUACUUCACUGACAAACUUCUGAAAAUUGUUUGUGACCCUAAUCUUCAAAUGAAAGUGAUGAACAACUCUCAGAAGAUACAGGAGACACCAGAUGCAAACUCACAAUCUAUUAGCCAUGUCCAAAAGGGGGAUCCAGCUUUAGAGUUCAUUAAGCAUGUCUGUGCAGUUUUGGCCCUUGACCAGAAUGUGCAGCAUGAAGUUCUGAUCAUGAGGAAAAAUUUAUUAAAACUUGUUCGUGUGAGGGAAUUUGCUCCAGAGGCAGAAUUUCGUAGUCUUUCUGUAUCAUAUACCCUUCCAAAUGUCAUUUGCAGUUACUGCAAUGACUGCAGAGACCUUGACUUGUGUCGAGACAGAGCUUUGAUUUCUCAGGAGUGGCGUUGUGCUGUUCCCCAGUGUGGGCAACCUUAUGAUCGUGAAGCAAUGGAAAAUGCUCUUGUUCAAAUUGUUCGGCAGAGAGAGAGGCUAUACCAUCUUCAGGAUCUAGUAUGCCUAAAAUGCCACCAGAUUAAAGCUGCACAUUUAUCAGAUCACUGUGCUUGUGCCGGAUCAUUUAGCUGCAAGGAAGAUGUCUCAGAUUUCCGCAAUAAAAUGCAAGUCUUCUUGAACAUAGCCGUAAAUCAAAAGUUUCAAUUGCUCCAAGAAUGCACUUCUUGGAUUUUGGAAGCCAGAUAACUACAAGUAUCAGAUAAGUGCACCUCAUUAUCAGUGACAAAUCGUUUGAGCACUUAACAUUUACUGGCUGCUCUGCAUGGUGCAAGGCUGCCUCAUGGCGUCCAAAACAAGAUUUACUUUUUAUUGAUACACAAUUACGUCCAGGUAUUCGAGGAGUCCAUGAAAUGAGAGCUGAUCUGUUUUAGAAAUUCAGCUGUCUGCAUGGG
Solanum verrucosum is the source of this 6926-nucleotide messenger RNA. RefSeq names its product DNA polymerase epsilon catalytic subunit A-like. The record is from RefSeq and is a predicted model, not a curated record. Gene Ontology annotation, cellular component: epsilon DNA polymerase complex; nucleus. Lineage: Eukaryota; Viridiplantae; Streptophyta; Magnoliopsida; Solanales; Solanaceae. Gene Ontology annotation, molecular function: zinc ion binding; DNA-directed DNA polymerase activity; nucleotide binding. The transcript has 49 exons. Gene Ontology annotation, biological process: base-excision repair, gap-filling; DNA replication; leading strand elongation. Bases 64 to 6720 code for a protein of 2218 amino acids.